Aspergillus mulundensis is the source of this 8673-nucleotide messenger RNA. RefSeq names its product DNA-binding protein kinase TEL1 (gene atmA). The transcript has 9 exons. Gene Ontology annotation, biological process: DNA repair. The record is from RefSeq and is a predicted model, not a curated record. Bases 1 to 8673 code for a protein of 2890 amino acids. Lineage: Eukaryota; Fungi; Ascomycota; Eurotiomycetes; Eurotiales; Aspergillaceae. Gene Ontology annotation, molecular function: protein binding; protein serine/threonine kinase activity.
AUGGGCGGAGAAAUCACCCUCGAUGGAGCGAUUGCGCUUCUGUCGUCGGGCAAGCCCAAGGAUCGCACAAAUGGCUUAGCUGAUUUGAAACAUAUUCUCCAGAAGAAUAAACAGAGCUCGAAACUGCAAUCUAUGACCGACAAAGCCUGCCACAAGGUCUUUGAAUCACUAUUCCGGCUCAUCUCUACCGAGAAAUCGCUGUAUAACCGGGCGGCUUCUGAAGAUGCUUCUAAAAAAGUCGCCUCCCGCCUAUCCGCCUGUGCCUCUGUCGUUCGCACGGCUGUUGAGACCUUCCUGCGUAAUCUGCGUACUAAAUCAGUGCGCGCCCUUAUUGACCAUAUCACCGACGUCUUGGUCAGUCCGGGUAGUGCGGUGUUCGAGCUUUUCAGCGUCGACUACACAAAGUGUCUAAGUACAAUUCUGCAUUAUCCUCCGCAUGUUGAGCAUUUGGGAGCCGAGGAGUGGAAGACUGUCAUUGACUUCUGCUUGAACGUGAUUAAUGCAUCAAACGGUGAUGACAGCCAACCAAGCACAUGGAGUCCACACACGUCCAUUAUGGACGACUACCUGGGAGCCAGUGGUGGCCGAUCGACACCAUCUAGAAUGACACCCACAUUGGCCGUUAGAGAAAAAUCUAAAGGGCCUACUGGUGCUGUCGAAGAGGCUUUCACAUGCAUCAGGAUACUCUCAGGGGUCUCCAAUGCGCCUCUCCAAGAGCAUGCAGAGGAUAUACUACGGGGGUUGACGAAAUACGUAGGCUCGUCUCCACUUGCGGCAAAUGGCCAUCAAACGGCCUUUGGUGCUAUCAACACCGUGGCGAUGCGCAUAAUCUUCGAUAACUCAGAAGUCAUUCGAGACACCUUAAUGGACCUACUCCCAGUAAUUCGGAAACAUUGGAUCACCAAGCUCAUAGGUCUGAGGGACGAAUUACUUGUCACCAUGAUGAUGGUUGUGCUGGUUCUGACCGAUGAGAGCCGAAGAAACCCAGAAGAGACCCUGUUAGCUGCCAUUGAUGGACUUAUCGACACCUUACAACGCGAGUACUUUAGACGUCCCGAGAAGGACAUUCUUCAGGUUGACGAGUUGGUCUUUGAUACCAAAGCCCCUGGUCAGCAUACUAUGUGGCCGAGGCUGGAGAGUGCCAGGUCUGAGCACAACUGGACGGUGUUAUGGGUUAUGGCAAGGUUGCUAGAGUUGUCCGAGGAGCUGGCCACGCGGUUGUCAUCGCCUCCCCCUGCCGAGGACGAAACCCCGAGUAAGAAGCAGCGCCUUACCUCAAAGAUAGAUGAUGUUUUUCGCGACUCCGCAGGGCCCUUUGGCAUUAGAAGAAUAUGUGCUUUGCAACUGGUUCCUUUCCUCCCCAACCACUACGCCUCUGUCGACUCAAAGGCGGCUUCGUUGGAACGAUUGAUUCCCAACAUAUAUGACGACAAUGCUACGACGUCAUCCUGGACAAUGAUUGCUAUCGCAAGUAUCGCGGCCAGUCCCGAGGCAGAUGCGCCGUCUUUAAAGCGAUAUUGGCAGCAAGCUUGGGAAUUGACGUCUCGCGCAUCUACUUCACAGCUUACCUCCAGAGCUGCUUGUCAUUUACAGAACAGUAUCCUCCAUUAUGGUCUUCUAGACUAUUCCACCGUGGCAGAGACGAUAAAUUCGAUGCUCUCAUUUGUCAACUUGAACGGGCCGUCAACACUGUCGGACUCGUCUCUUGAGUUAUGGGCGAGCGUUAUCAGGAUGAUAGCCCAGAUUAAUCCAGGUUCCGUCUCAAACGCCUCUGCCCAGAUCUGCGCGUGGCUCAGGGAUGCAUGGUCUAUUGGAACCGUAACCGACCGGACACAGACAUCACAGGUCGCAGUAUUUGCGCGCCCUUUGGAUGUCUUGAACUUGAUCUUGGCUUGUACCAACAGGCCUUUUAGCUUGCCUAGGACUUUAUAUAAAGGGCCAGCAGGGGUCGUCGCAAGGUGCUGGUACUUUUACCACAGUAACAAGCAGAUUUGGCGCUAUCUCUUUGAUAUACACGACGUGGUAGAUCUCUACGAUAUCUGGGAUGUUGAAGCGACGGUUUGUCUCGAAAGGUUUACGCAGCCAGAUCCCAAUGACCUGAGUAUUCUCGACUUGUUGCAAGCAAAAUCAGAACACUUCCUUCACUCUUGGAAAUCACUAUCCGAGGACAAGUCACGCCAUGUUACACCAGAAAUUGUGCAGAUCCUUACAUCCUUCUGCAUUACCGUUGCUGUCUAUACGUCCUGCCUGCCCGAGCAGCCAGAUUCUCGGUUACAGACCUUGCUCUCAAACAGUCGUCGUAUGUGGGAGAGCGUCUGCUCUUUCUUGGCUUCACGCGAAUCUGCUUUUGUGCUCUCUAGCUUAUUGCUACUUCCUCCUUUUCUUCCUUUGGACUCAAGCUUCUCCAAACCAACAACUGCCGUCCACAAAGCUCUCUACGGAUUGGUCGUUCCCUUGAGUAAAGUUCUCGAGAGCCAAAGACAGUCCCAGAGAAAAAGAUCAUCAGCCAGUACCGAGGAGACCAUGGAUUUGGAUGACCAAUUUAUGGAAUCAACUGACCAGCUCGAAGAAAUGUCAAGCAUGAUAUCGACAAACCGAAGAGAUGUCCCACUGUUGCAAGACUCUGCGAGCUUCCAGCGCUACAUGACUGUCCUUGUUUCCAUCUACGAGAGGGCAUAUUUACAACAUUCUGACUCGCAGCAGCCAGAUGGUGUGACUUUGCAUCAGUAUCUGAACGAUCUCGACGAAGUUGAUCUUCUGGCUGCGCAUGAGCUUCUGCCUUAUGUCUAUAGAUCAUGCGCAGAAAUGGACCGAGAAUCCCUACUUGGGCUACUCGAAGAGUUGGGCGAAAAGUGUCUUCAGUCAUACGAGUUGGAGCGCUGUGAAAAUUCACACUUACUUUGUAUUUACAUGAUGAGCAGCCUUGCUAGUUCGUGGACCAGCGAGAUUCAGGACAACCUCAGCGACUCGGCCGCGGAUAUCUAUACCUGGUUCACGGAAGUCUGCUUAAAAAAAGGGAGGACGUCAUCGUCCGUCCUUAUUGCAUUCGCAAAACUUCUGGGAAAUAUCAUGAGCCUGAAUCCUGCCUACUCAAGUGGUCAGUCAAGCCCGUCUCCAAGGACAACCCUCCUCAAGAUCAUCAAAGAAGGCGAUGUGCUGGUCAAAUUCAAUGCGGGUAGCCUGUUUCCAGAGUUAUUCGGACAAUUUCUUCUCAAAGACCACGAUGCUAUAUUCAAUGACGUUCUUGAGUGUUUGCCAAGCGAUCGUGGCUGGGAAGAAGGAAUCGCCGUUCGUUUGUUUCUGCUCGCCCAGCUUGCGUCGAAAUGGCACACGUUGCUUCGAAGAAGCAUUUACCACAUCGUUGAGACCCCGGCUGAGGUGCCCAACUCUUUAUGGUACGCCGAGAAAUGUCUACGCAAUGUUUCGGAUGCGCUUGGGCUCCAAGGCGCCAAAGAGAUAUUUCGGCUUUUCUCUUCGCAGAUUCUGUUCACGUGGACCGAAACACGAUCGGUAACCUCCAUGCCCUUCAGCAUAUUUGGAUAUGCUAGUCUUGAGGACAUGCUGUGCGAUGCUCAGGACGAGAUUGUCGGACAGGUAAUGAUGCGUGCUGCUGAAAGUGAUGCUGCGGAGCUCUCAAAGAUCAUGGGCCGGCCCUUUGUCGAGCUCCUGACAGACUCCUUCUACAAAGCAGAAGCGUACACAAUAGCCCAUGACAUAAGUACUCCUCCUGGACAGGGUAGUCAGCCGAAGGGUGUAGAGAAUCGACUCAAGAAGAUUCUAGGUGCAGAUACGUUCGUGAAACUUAUUGAGGCGCAAUUUCCACAAAUCAUCGCCACAUUUUUCGGUUCACUCGAUCUAUAUGAGCAAGUGGAAAAGGCGUUCUCAAAACGAGAAAGCUUCGGCGAAGCGCUUGAGACCUUCAGGAGCAUUAGUAGCAAGUGCUCUGUGACGACCGUGCUGCCGGCAAAUCAACGACCGUCGUUCAGAGCGCGGUAUCUACUCGACGAACUGGAGUUUCUGUGCAAACGAAGUGGAUACGAGCUUGAGACUAUCUGGACUCCUACCCUAGCAUCUUACGUCUGUCGAACACUUUUGGAGUCAAUCCACCCCGCUCUGGGCUCCUUGCAUGCUUGUUCCGUGCUACGCAAGAUCAAGAUCUUGAUAUGUGUGGCGGGGCCCGUGAUGCUGAGUGACUACCCGUUUGAGAUGAUUAUCCAUGGGCUUCAGCCUUUUAUUGUGGAUAUAUCUUGUUCUGAGGAUGCACUCGCCAUCUUCUAUUAUUUGUUGGAAACCGGAAAGCCAUAUCUGACUAAGAGACCAGGUCUGAUGGCUGGCUUUGCCGUCUCGACCAAGCUGUUGCUGCGCAGGUUUGGGGCAUCCCUGCCCGAAAGCGCUCUGCAGGAAAAUCAGUUACAAAACGUGAUAGUAUGCCUUAGAGCAUUUAGUGAGUGGUUUUCUGAGUAUGUCGACUCCUACGCUCCGGCUUCAAGUGAGGAGUCGUCCGAGCCUUAUUGGCGAUUUGCCAAUUCCUUCUCCCUCGCUUCGACUGAAAAUGACCUCUUGCUCGAAGUACUCAAGGACCGCCAGUCAAAGGACAGUCUCCUGAGCGAACCUAUGUCUGAUCGUGUGCUUUCGUUGCUUUGCUCCACCCCAGAAGCUGCAGAUGAAUAUCUUCUUACUACCAUUGAACAGGACGAAGAUGCUAUAUCGUAUGCUAUCACUGUCAGUCAAACUCUUCGAGACUUUAACCCCGGCCCGGAGUACCGAUCAUGGGCAGCUAGAGUCCUUGGGAAAGCUUUUGCAGCUACCGGUAAGAUCAACGACGCUCUGUUGAGAGAACAGGAUCCUGAUCUGUUUCGCACUUCUUCAACUCAACCUGAUGAUAUUCUUUGUCGCUCUAAGGCAAGCAUCCUGGAAGUCCUUUGCAGUAUGCUGUUGAACAGCAGCCGACCUGGGUCAAUUGAGCGCACAUUGCAGCUUAUCGUUAGUAAUCUGCCCGGUUUCCCAGACUUCGAGCCCUGCUUGGGUAGCAUUCCUCCUCCUCUCAUGAAGGCACUCACCUGGAGUCCUUACUUAUGUCCGGAAAUAUCUUUAAACGCGGUAGAAGCGAAGGAACUAGACAGCAUACAAGGAUGGGACCUCGGCCUCUCAGCCCCCAUCUGGGCACGCAACAUUGGCCUCUUCCUAUCAAAAACAGUUGCGGUUGACCCGGUGAUUGGACCUUUAAGCAGCAUUUUGUACCUCAUUCCUGAUCUGGCAACCCGAAUAUUGCCCUACAUCCUGCACGAUGCUCUACUGGCGGAGAUUGGAGGCGAUGUGGAUGAUAUACGAGAGAGCAUAUCACAAAUCUUCAACGAAGCCUUGCAAGACACUGAAGAAAGGACUAUCCCUCACGCGCGGCUGAUUAUCAACUGCAUCCUCUAUCUUCGCAACCAACCCCAGCCGAAGGAGAAUACGAUCGUUGACCGUGAGAGCUGGUUGGAAAUCGAUUACGCGGUAGCUUCCUCAGCCGCCAGUAGAUGCCGGAUGCCAAAGACGGCUCUCCUGUUCCUGGAGGUCCAUGCAUCUCGCUCUACGACUGGUUCUCGCCGAUCAUCUGUCGUUAAGUACGAGCCUCCAGCAGGCCUACUGCAUGACAUAUUCAAGAGCAUCGACGACCCGGAUUUCUUUUACGGCAUAAAGCAGUCUUCUUCCUUGGAUUCCGUCAUGGAGACACUGGAGCACGAAAGUUCGGGUUUCAAGAAUCUUCUAUUCCAGAGCGCGCAAUACGAUAGUCAGGUUCAGAUGGCUGGCACUGGGAAUAGUUAUGGCGUUCUCAAAGCUCUCAACUCCACUAAUCUCCAGGGAAUCGCGAACUCUAUGCUCGGUGCGCGUGGAAGUUCCAGUGACACCGCGAUUCCAUUCGACAGUAUGCUCAAGGCUGCUACGAAUUUACGUCAGUGGGAUAUACCCGUUUCUCCAUUGAACACGUCACCUUCGGCAACGAUUUUCAGAGCAUUCCAAAGCAUAAAUACGCCGGGGCCAUUGGUUGACAUGUUGGCAUCUAUCGACGAAAGCUUCAAGACCAGCCUGACUCUGAUCGAUAGCGAUCGCCGGUCGGCGAAGUCUUUGCGCACUGCUAUGAGGACGCUGGGGGUUUUGACCGAAAUUGAGGAGGUUCUCAAUUCAAAAUCAGCCACUGAACUUGAUCAGAAAUGGACGAAGAUGUCACGGAGGAUCUCCUGGCUAAAAAACACUGACGUCCAGGAGAUUGGCGAGAUCCUGAACUCACAUGAGACCCUGUUCUCUUCCAUAAAGCAGAAAGACUAUCUCAAGUCUUCAUUGAAUGUGACCGACAAUUCUGCGCAACUGCUUGAAGUUCAGGUGAUUCGCCAGUCCCUACAAAUCGCCAGAGACCACGGAAUCGCUCAGGCUUCACUAAAGUCGGCGGUUUAUCUGUCGAAACUUGCGGAUCAGAGCAUCUCCUUGGGACUCAAUGUGGAAGGCGUGGCUAAAUUCGACUUAGCCAAUGUGCUAUGGGAUCAGGGUGAAAUGGCGCCUUCAAUCCAGAUGCUCCAGCAGUUAAGGGAGAGGAACGACCUUCACAAACAACAUAUUCCAUUUAGUCGUGCGGAGCUUCUAGUUACCCUAGGCCAUCAUAUUGCCGAAGCCCGAUUGGAGAAGCCAGAGGCUAUUAUCCAGAACUACCUGACACCUGCAGUCAAAGAACUGAAGGGUCGCUCGGAGGGAGAAGACGCUGGACGAGUCUACCAUGGAUUUGCUAUGUUCUGUGACCAGCAGCUACAAAAUCCCGACGGGCUGGAAGACUUCAAACGCGUUGAGCAGCUUCGUGACCGCAAGGAAAAGGAAGUAUUGGCUCUCGAUGCGAUGCUCAGAUCAGCAGAAGGGAAAGAACGGGACAACCUCAAAUUCCAUCGGGCGAAGACGAAACAGUGGUUCGACCUAGAUGAUCGUGAGUACCAGCGUCUAAAGCGGAGCCGGGAAUCUUUCCUCCAGCAGUGCCUCGAGAAUUACCUCAUUUGCCUGAGGGAAAGCGAAGCAUAUAACAACGACGUGCUCCGCUUCUGCGCCCUCUGGCUCGCCCAAUCUCACAGUGAAAUCGCCAAUAGCGCGGUCUCAAAAUACCUUGCCGACGUCCCGAGUCGCAAAUUCGCCCCUCUAAUGAACCAGCUGACGUCGCGUCUCCUGGAUGUCCAAGAGGACUUUCAGGAUCUGCUGAAUGCCCUGAUUUUCCGGAUAUGCUGCGAGCAUCCGUUCCACGGGAUGUAUCAGAUAUUUGCGAGCAGCAAGUCUAGGGGCGGAAGAGACCAGUCGGCUCUGUCGCGCAAUCGAGCGGCCACGAAGCUGGCUGACUUUAUGAAAAGUGAUAGGAAUACAAGCUCUUUAUGGGUGGCACUUCACAACGCAAAUAUCAACUAUCAUCGGUUCGCUAUUGACCAGUUGGGCGACAAGGCCAAGAGCGGUGCAAAGGUUCCGUUGAAUAAACUGGCAACUGGCAUGCGCCUUGAGCAGGAUAUUGUCAAUCAACGACUACCUCCGCCGACUAUGAAGAUUGAUAUUCGCAUCGACUGCGACUAUCGUGAUGUGCCCAAGCUUACCAAGUACCUUCCCGAGUUCACGAUUGCGUCUGGUGUGAGCGCGCCUAAGAUUGUUACGGCCAUAGCCAGCAAUGGUGUACGAUAUAAGCAAUUGUUCAAAGGGGGCAAUGAUGAUCUGCGGCAGGACGCUAUCAUGGAGCAAGUAUUCGAACAAGUCAGCAGUCUUCUCAGAGACCAUCAAGCUACCAGGCAGCGGAAUCUGGGAAUCAGAGCCUACAAGGUGCUCCCCUUGACCUCUAACUCGGGUAUCAUUGAAUUUGUUCCGCAUACGAUACCACUUAAUGAUUUCCUGAUGCCCGCGCACCAAAGAUACUAUCCCAAAGAUAUGAAGCCCAAUGCCUGCCGCAAACACAUCGCCGAAGUACAGACGCGGUCGUUUGAGCAACGAGUUCGGACAUUCCGUCAGGUAACCGAGAAAUUCCACCCAGUGAUGCGCUACUUCUUCAUGGAGAAGUUCAACAAUCCAGAUGACUGGUUCGGGCGAAGACUAUCGUAUACCCAGAGCACCGCCGCAAUCUCAAUACUAGGACACGUUCUCGGCCUUGGAGAUCGCCACGGCCACAACAUUCUCCUAGACGAGCGAACAGGCGAAGUCGUACACAUUGAUUUGGGCGUCGCCUUCGAACAAGGACGCGUCCUGCCCGUUCCUGAAGUCGUUCCCUUCCGCCUGACGCGCGACCUGGUAGACGGGAUGGGGAUCGCCAAGACAGAGGGCGUCUUCCGGCGCUGCUGCGAAUUUACCCUUGAAGCGCUGCGCCAGGAAUCGUACAGCAUCAUGACGAUCCUCGACGUGCUGAGGUACGACCCGCUGUACAGCUGGACGGUGUCGCCGCUACGAAUGAGGAAGAUGCAAGAGCAGGACCCUGGCGAUGGGCCUCCUGUAUUACCUGGGUCAGCGGUCGAUCAACAACGGCCGACGAAUGAACCGAGCGAAGCGGAUCGAGCGCUGACUGUUGUUGCGAAGAAGCUGAGCAAGACGCUGAGCGUUACAGCGACGGUGAACGAAUUGAUACAGCAAGCGACAGACGAUAAAAACCUUGCUGUUUUAUACUGCGGCUGGGCCGCAUAUGCAUGA